UGAGAACUUAUUUUUUCUCCUAGCACCGUCUAGGCCUCACUAAGCACCACACAUCUCUCCGCUAUGUGAGAUGUAAAUCAACCUUACUCUAAAUUCUUUCAGGUUCCUCAUGCAGUGGCGGGCUUGCCCUCGUGGAUGCUCGCCAAAUCCCUAUAUAUCUAUCUCACAUCUGCGAUAUCCAGAACGAACGUGUGUUGUCAUGGGGCCCGAAGGUCGAGCUAGUCAUACACUUGCAAGGGGCCGCAUUGCGUACAAUUGCGUACAUGAAGAUUAAAUUCAGUUGUGACGCACCAUUUGGCUCUUGUAUAAAGACAUGCUGCCCAUAAAGAAGGAUUCGUGUGAUUCCAAGAGCAUCGAAACUGCCUCAGCAAUACUUACAGCCAUAAUGAUAAACUUCCCCGUGUUCCUCUUGUUGACUUUUUUCCAUCUUACAUCCUGCAGGGCUACCACUGUUCUGCUGGAUAGAAACUUGGCGUACGGUUCGCCCUUUUCUGGGCACACUCAGUCGGCCAUUGAUACCAGGGAAAUCGCCAAAAGACAUAUCGCGCAUGCCCGUCGCCAAACUAGUACCGAAGACGCGUCUCCAUUUGUGGAUAAACAUUAUCCCACCUUCUACGGAGGCGACUUCAGCAACAGCCCUACGAUCUGGAAGGGUGGACUGAAUUUCACGCACUCUGGUACGCUUGGGGAUCCAUUUAAUACGUCGGUCUUGCUCUGGACUCGCGCAGUCCCAGUUUCUCCUUCCAAUACCACGCAACUACCAGACCAAAGCGUCCCCGCUUGCCUUUCGUUCGCAAUAUCGACUUCUCCGGAUCUGCAAGGAGAACCUAUAGACACUGGCGAAGCAUUUACUAGCUACGAUGUGGACUGGACACUCAAAGUAGAGGCAACUGGCUUGACUCCCGAUACCAAAUACUUUUUCCAAUUCUCAGAUUGCACUAAUUCUUCUAGUGUGAGCCCGGUUGGGACAACCAGAACUCUUCCUUCCCCGGACACCCCCGCAGAGGAAGUUAAUGGAGGUAACCCUAUCACAUUGGCAGUAUUCUCAUGUUCGCAGUAUCAAGCAGGUUGGUUCAAUGCGUAUGGAUAUGCGGCACACAGUACUAGUGCGGAGAUCUUUCUACACCUAGGAGAUUAUAUUUAUGAAUCUCUAGGAAACGGUGCUUCUAUUGGUCGACAAACACUUGGACGAGAGCUUGCUACUGUGCAUGACUAUCGUCAACGUCUCAAUCAGUAUCGUACAGAUGAAGGGCUUCUCGCGGCGCAUUUGAGUGGACCUUGGAUUACAGUUUGGUUUGUAGCAGACCAGUCGUGGAAAGCAGGAACAGCAGACUCCAACGACAGGUAUCUGCAUUCCCGAUUCCCGAUCUCGGGAUACUCAUUUGUUGUUUGUAGUGCAUACCACGAAUGGAUGCCUAUUAGACAAGUCACCGUCGAUGAUAAACUGCGGAUUUGGCGAAACUUUGAAAUUGGGAAGCUAUUGGAUCUGACUAUGCUUGACACGCGCCAGUAUGACAGAGAUAUCACGGACGUAAGUAUCGCCUUUGAUACGGUGCACUACACGGAAUACGUUCAACUGAUGCAUUAUAUUCGACAGCUUUAUUACAAUACUGUCAUCAACACAUUGGCGGCCUACCCUAACCGUUCGUUAAUGGGGUUUGAACAAGAAAAAUGGUUCUUCAACACGCUUUCUCAAUCUCAAGAUCGCGGAGCCGCAUGGCGGGUGGUAGGACAGCAAAUAGUAUUCACGCAGCUCAACGAGAGUGGGGAUGCAUGGGAUGGCUAUCGUGCUAAUCGUGAACGUGUCCUGGGCUAUCUAUAUGAAAAUAAGAUCAACAACACAAUUGUUCUUUCUGGAGAUAGCCAUGCGAAUUGGGCGUCAGACCUUGCUCAUCCUAAUGACUCAACUACGUACGACCCUUUAACCGGUCAAGGUGCGAUUGGCGUGGAGUUCGCCGGGACUGCGGUCACUUCUGGUUCUUCGUUUGGUACCGACAUUUCACCUGCUGCAGCAGACGUGAAGUCUCAACAGUAUGUUGCCGCGAAUUUGGACUUACAAUGGAGUGAGGGUUCUUAUCGGGGCUUCUUUACUCUUGUCAUCGGCCCCGAAGUGCUCAAUGCUACUUAUUAUGCGAUGAAAAACAUCACAUUUGCUAAUCUAGACGGUUUCGCCAGUGCCAAUUUUGUGGUAAAAGCCGGGGAAAAUAAAAUAUCAAGGCCUGUAGCGGGGGGAUCAACUUUGGCGGGUGCACUCAAAUUCAAUGGAACUGAAGGACAUCUGUACAAGAUUUGUACAUACUCUACUGUACCGUGAACGCUCAUGCAAAUAUUAUUUGUUGGUUCUACCUGGCUAUCUUGAUUCCACAAAGAACUGAACAACAUUCUUAUCUUGAUCGAAUCGAUUAGUUAUCCCCAGAUUUCGAGCAGGGACCUGCACUCUUCAUAAAAGACACGUGUGGCAUAAGCUCAUAG
This is a messenger RNA of Lentinula edodes (shiitake mushroom), 2472 nucleotides long. Its product is annotated as PhoD-like phosphatase-domain-containing protein. NCBI's taxonomy places the organism in Eukaryota, Fungi, Basidiomycota, Agaricomycetes, Agaricales, Omphalotaceae. The coding region runs from base 314 to 2314 and encodes 666 amino acids. The record is from RefSeq and is a predicted model, not a curated record. The transcript is spliced from 17 exons.